Molecule: messenger RNA, 3210 nt
Organism: Anolis carolinensis (green anole)
Lineage: Eukaryota; Metazoa; Chordata; Lepidosauria; Squamata; Anolidae
Gene: camk1
Product: calcium/calmodulin dependent protein kinase I
Exons: 12
Coding region: 254-1324 (356 amino acids)
Biological process (GO): peptidyl-serine phosphorylation
Cellular component (GO): intracellular anatomical structure
Molecular function (GO): calcium/calmodulin-dependent protein kinase activity; ATP binding; calmodulin binding
Source: RefSeq, a predicted model, not a curated record
GGCAGUGGGGAGUGGAAGUGGAGCUGCUGGCGCCUUGGAGAAGAGAGGACGCUUCUGCCGCCGCCGCUCCGCGAAGGAGUCUUGCGUGCCUGUGUCUCGGGUGGGCAAGAAGGAGCAGCCCCACUCGCAAGGAGAAAACCCUCUGCCUCUCUAUUUUCUUCUCCCCAUGCCCUGAGUUUGCCACAUUUGCCUUUGCCUCUGCUCCAGACCAUCUGGGGACUGGGUGGCACAGUUUUUAGACCCAGAAAGCACCAUGCCCUUGGAAGAUGAUGGGCCCAGCUGGAAGAAGAGGACGGAAGAUAUCCGGGGGAUUUACGAAUUCCGGGAGGUGCUGGGCACGGGUGCUUUCUCAGAGGUGGUGCUGGCUGAAGAGAAGUCCACACAGAAGCUGGUGGCCAUCAAGUGCAUUGCAAAGAAGGUGCUCGAAGGGAAGGAGAGCAACAUCGAGAACGAGAUUGCUGUGCUACACAAGAUCAAGCAUCCCAACAUCGUGGCUCUGGAUGACAUCUAUGAGAGCGGGGGACACCUCUACCUCAUCAUGCAGCUGGUUUCAGGUGGGGAACUCUUUGACCGGAUAGUGGAGAAAGGGUUUUACACAGAGCGAGAUGCCAGCAAGCUCAUCCGACAGAUCCUCGAUGCUGUAAAAUAUCUGCAUGACAUGGGUGUCGUCCAUCGCGAUCUCAAGCCUGAGAACCUGCUCUAUUACAGCCUGGAUGAAGACUCCAAGAUCAUGAUAAGCGAUUUUGGGCUCUCCAAGAUAGAAGGCUCAGGCAGCGUCAUGUCCACGGCGUGUGGGACUCCUGGCUAUGUAGCUCCAGAGGUGUUGGCCCAGAAGCCUUACAGCAAAGCAGUGGAUUGCUGGUCUAUUGGCGUGAUAGCUUACAUCUUAUUGUGUGGCUAUCCUCCGUUUUAUGAUGAGAACGACACAAAACUUUUUGAACAGAUCCUGAAGGCCGAGUAUGAAUUUGACUCUCCGUACUGGGAUGACAUAUCAGAUUCAGCCAAAGAUUUUAUCCGGCAUUUAAUGGAGAGGGACCCCAAGAAGCGAUUCACCUGUGAGCAGGCACUAGAGCACCCAUGGAUUGCUGGAGACACCGCCCUGGACAAGAACAUCCACCAAUCAGUCAGUGAGCAGAUCAAAAAGAAUUUUGCCAAGAGCAAGUGGAAGCAAGCCUUCAAUGCAACUGCGGUGAUCAGGCAUAUGAGGAAGCUACAGCUGGGAACCAGCCAAGAGGGGCCUGGGCACGCCAUGCAGGAGAGCAAUGGCUCAGCUUCCAGUAGCAGCGAGGAAUCCUUGGGAGACGUCUCUCAUCCUCAGACUUAGGACUGAAUGUUCCCCAGUGAACAGAGGAAGACCUGGCAGUGCCAGCACCAACUCGCACACUGGGUGGGCAGCUCCCAGCCCAGCCUUCCCAUGUUGCCACAAGUUGAGCCAGGGAAGCGGCUGGGACUGCCGACACAUCCCUCCCAGUGAAGCGCGUCCGAGUCCUACGGCAGGGGAAAGGAAAGCUUCCCUUGAUCAACCACAUUCUCCUGAAUCUGGAGGCAGGGGCACAAUCCUCCAUCAGCGACACAGUCCCCUGGAGAUGUUCCUCCUGCUCCUCACCACCAAAUAUAGUUUCCUGCCGGUCACAGCCAACAGGAUUGUUCUUGUUGGCUGUGCUCUGCCCUAUGCAUAGCUUUCAGUCCAAGUCAAUAAUUGCAGCAUGUUCUUUGCCCCUUUAUUUUUAUAGACAACAGGUCUUGGAAAGAAGUACCCAGUGGUCCAGUUAGGCCCCUUUCAGCAGCUUUCAGUACACAAGAUCCAAGAAUUGUAUGCCCUCCCUGUAUCAAACCUUCUUCUCCACCCCAUGAUACAAAAAACCAAAACAAAACACAGCCCUUACAAAAACACACAGCCCCUACAACACAUUGAAAGGCCUGAAGUUGCUUGUAUCUCCAGGUGAGGUUGUUGAUACAAUCUACAGAGUAAGAAACAAUUGUUUUGUUUAAGGCAGCAGCUACGUGUUUGUAGCUCUUCCUAAAAAAGGACUCAGUCCAGGGAAGCUGGGUUUUUCUACUGUCAGGAAAUAUGGAUCUAGACCAAAUGGGUGUUGCUUUGCUGAUUACCAGAGGUGCCUCUUCCGAAAUCAUUUGGUUGUCGACAAGUGAAGAUAGAGGAGUCUCCCCAAGUAGAUGUUUUUAGUCACCUGCGAGACUUACUCUUUUCUCUCCCGGUUGGGCUGAAGGUGGGUGGGAUAUCACACCACAGACUUUCAGUUUGGUUCAAAUUGAACUGGAGCUGGGGAAGCCAGAUGUGGGUGAGGAAGGGAAAGGAUACCUUUUGGCCACUGCCCCAUAGCCAGAGCAGUUUUGCAGCUAUUUCUUUUAAACUGCACUUUCUUAAAAACAAACAGCAAAAUUGGUUUCUGUGAAUUUUCCAGACUGUAUGGCCAUAUCCCAGAAGCAUUCUCUCCUGAUGUUUCUCCCACACCUAUGGCACGCAUCCCCAGAUAUUGGAAACUAGGUAAGGAAGGUUUAUAUAUCUGUGGAAGGUCCAGGGUGGGAGAAAGAACUCUUGUCUGUUGGAACCAAAUGUGAAUGUUUCAAUUAAUCACCUUGAUUAGCAUUGAAAAGCCUUGCAGUUUCUAAGCCUGGCUGAUUCCUGCCUAAGUUCUUUCUCCCACCCUGAACCUUCCACAGAUAUAUAAACCUCACUUACCUAGUCUCCAACAGACCUCAAAACCUCUGAGGAUGCCUGCCAUAAAUGUGGGCUAAAUGUCAGGAAAGUAUGCUUCUGGAACGUGGCCAAACAGCCCGGAAAACUGAGCAACUCAGUGAGUCCGGCCAUGAAAUCCUUCGGCAAUACAUUAAACAGCAAAAUGGUCACCUAUACAUCAACACACAGAUUUAUUUCAGGUUGCUUGAAACAGCAGGGAAAGGUGAGAUUGAGGGUUGACAUAUCAUGGCACAUCAUGACAUAAGUGUCCAAUACAAAAGCCAAUUAAGGCUGCCCUUUGGAAAUCAGCUCCAUCUUCACUUGGACAUGACCUGCCCAUCAAAACAAGGAUUUGUCCCACUGCUUAGUCUCUCCUCCCAGAUCUGGAAGCUCACGGCUCCGUAUUCUGCUCUCUUGUCCUCUCUACCCAGCCUUUGAACUCAAGAGGAACUUUCUAACUUGUUGUUUCUAUUUUGUUGUUUGUUCUUGUAUUAAAAAAGGAAGGAAAUGCA